AUGCAUAGUUUUUCCCUUAUCACUUUCGCUGCAUUAUCUUUUCUGGUUCUGUUGGAAAAUGGCGUACAUUCAAGAAGUAUUCUUUCUAAACCUUUGUUACCUCUCGGUAAUUUGAUAAGAGCUUCCGAAAAAUCAUCCGGAGAUGUGUCUUCGGGCGAAGAUUCUUCCGACUAUUCGGAAAGCGAAGACUCUUCAGGAGGUUCCCAUGAACCUUCGGGCGGAAAAAUGAAGGUAGAAGUUGAAGGAGAGUUGAACAUCAAGGGACUGAACGGCGAUACACUCAAAACUAAAGACGAGGAAGAAACGACGACAACUACCGAAGAGCCGGAAACCACGACAGAAGAAGAGACGACAACAGAAGAAACAACAACUACUACUGAAGAGCCGACAACAACGACUGAGGAAGAGACGACUACCGAAGAGCCGACAACAACAACCGAAGAAUCCGAAAAUGGCGAUGACGAUGACGAUGAUGAUGAUGACGAUAACACGAUAAAAAUUGAGGGUUCUGUUGAAGUGGAGGACGAGGACAAUGACACCGAAGAAGACAAAAAAGAGCGAUCCGAGGAAGAAGAAGGAGGUGCUCCGCUGUUUCAAGUCAAAGAUAUUAACGUCACAGUUCCAGGCGCAACCUUGAACGCUGGAAAAGAUGCAAUGGAAGCAGUUGCGGGCGCUGCAGGAGCCGGAGGAGAAAAAAGUGACGCUUCUUCGUCGGAGGCUCCGGCCAAAGAUGAACGGGAUCCCGAAACAUCAGUGGCACCACCUGUCGAGGCAACUGAUGCAGCUGACAGCUAUGAGCGUCAAGCAAGUAGCGUCGCAACCGAGUCAUCUCCGCCGCCGGCACGUGCAUUUCCGUAUGAAAGUGCAGAAGAAUUGAACUACCCGGGUGCUGACUCAAAUCCUUAUGCUAGAUACGGAAUUCGAAGAGAGGGACGUACAGACAGAUGGUUUUAG
Symsagittifera roscoffensis is the source of this 954-nucleotide messenger RNA. RefSeq lists its product as uncharacterized. Bases 1 to 954 code for a protein of 317 amino acids. The transcript has a single exon. NCBI's taxonomy places the organism in Eukaryota, Metazoa, Xenacoelomorpha, Acoela, Convolutidae. The record is from RefSeq and is a predicted model, not a curated record.